Messenger RNA from Drosophila albomicans, 976 nucleotides. Its product is annotated as protein rolling stone-like. Lineage: Eukaryota; Metazoa; Arthropoda; Insecta; Diptera; Drosophilidae. The record is from RefSeq and is a predicted model, not a curated record. Gene Ontology annotation, cellular component: membrane. The transcript has 4 exons. The coding region runs from base 104 to 928 and encodes 274 amino acids.
AUGGCUGCGACAGUUCUCAUUCUAUCGCCGUUUGAGCCAGCUGCUUUGGGCCGCUUUAGCAGCACUUGUUCAGUGCCGUCGACGUAGAGUUCAUCCCGCCGGCAUGCGCGACCCCAGCUCACAAUGCUGUUGCCAGCCCAUGCUGGAUGAGUUCCAGAAGUCCAAGUUCGCGUUGCACCACGAUGAGCCCGGUGAUUUCUGUCGCUCCCAAUGGCAGCGAGGCGAUCGCUCCAUCAUCUGGCUUCUCUAUCGCUGGCUCUUUGCAGCCUUCUUUGCUGGCGGUGUCCUGGCCAGUUGUAUUCAGCACUUCAACGAGGGCACCUGGUUCAUCUAUCUGACGGAUUGGGGCUUCGUCCUGUGCUUCUAUGCCUGCACCUAUGGCGCUGUUGUGGCCACCAUAUACUUCAUUAGGCCCAGCUACUUUGAACCCGGUAGUUGGGCUCUGAAGAUCUAUUGGGCUUCGCACUUUACAACCACAGUGCUGGCUUUGAUGAUAACCUUGGUGUUUUGGACAGCGUUAUAUCCUAGCAUGGCUGGUGGUCCAAUUGGAUUGUACAAUCUUUGGGCGCAUGCCUUCAAUUCCGUUUGCAUGCUCAUCGAUUGUUUCGUGGUCGCCUUUCCUACGCGCCUCAUGCACUUCAUCUAUCCACUAGUCAUUGGACUGACCUAUGGCAUAUUUUCGCUCAUCUAUUACUUUGCUGGCGGCACAGACUAUGGUGGCAAUCACUUUAUCUACUUCAUUCUGGAUUGGGAGAGGCCCGGUUUGGCCAUUGGCAGUGUUUGUGGCUGCAUUGUAUUGGCCCUAAUCUUUUGCGUUAUGGUCUUCUGGAUCUACCGCUUCAGAAUAUGGAUCUAUGAGCGAUGCGUUCAGCCCCCAACGGAAGUAAUGCAAACUCGAGAGGCUCCGGAGAAAGUGCAACGCGUUUAAGUAACUGUUAGUUGAAUAAGUUAAUAAACAAGUGAUAAAAUCGGGGAA